UCUCUUUUCAACAGGUGUAUUGAAUCAGUUGUGUACUAUGGUGUCUCAUUUUCGUCUGUCUUACUUGGUGGUAAUAUAUAUCUAAGUUUCUUUAUCAUUAACUCAAUGGAGUUCCCAGCAACUUUUUUGACAAUUUGGACUAUUGAAAGGUAAUGUUACUCGCACCUUUUUGUUAUAUGGAGAUUAUCUACUUUGUGUGUGUUGUAUUUCCUGUUCUGUGUGAUAAGACAGCAAAAGUGUUUUAUUAGAAAGGCUACGCCAGUUCAAGAUACGCCAGUUCCAGUUUACUGCAUGCACAGGCUACUGUACACGUACUUAAGAAGUGCAAAUUAUUCCGGGGUAAAGAAAGGGUAUUAGUUCGCUUAAGUUUUAGUCCAAUAUCAUUUCUCCAGAUUUGGCAGAAAAUGGACAACAUUGGGUGGAAUGAUCUUGGCUUGUGCCGCAUCGAUCCUCGGCGUCGUGUUCAGAAUGCAUCAGGAUUAUGUUUAUGACGGUAAGCUUCAUAGGAAACCUGGAUCCACCCGUAGGGAUAGUCUAGAGUUAUAGAGUUAUGCUAUUGAUGUUUAGGUUUCCUCUUAGCCGUAAUAAGUGAACAAGGGAUGUGUUAAUUGUCCUUAUUUGCAAGGUGAACCGGUUAAGCUGAAUUAGCUGGACGUAUAUCAACCUAAUUGAGUCGAAUGCUUACUAAGGAUGCCACUGGCAUACAUGAACUUGCGGUUAGAGCUUCGACAAAUAGACUCUGUAGCUCGGUAUAGAGCGCUGCACCGAAAUCGCAGGGUCGCAGGUUUUAUUCCUACUAGAGGGUCUGCUUGCAUUUUUUGCAACUGCUGCUGGUUUGGUCUAAUAAAUGUAUAAAAUUUGCACUCAAAAUCUUCAUCUCUAAAACCCUUCAAUAAUUAUCUAUGUAAAUAAAUAAAAUUAAUUUAGUUUGUUAGUGCUUUUGGUCUUGAUGUAUUUAUGUGUUCUUACCAGGAUACUGGGUGAUGACAGUGAUUAUGGCAAUGCUUUCAAAGGGCUGCAUCACUCUUUCUUUCAGUGGUGUUUGGGUGUGGUCGAAUGAGCUCUUCCCAACUGUUGUGCGGUAAGUUUAACUCUAAUUACUCGUUACUUUUUGGAUAGUAAAUAGUUAAGUGAUUAUAAUUUCUUUCGUUUUGAAGCAACACUGGAAUGGGAACCACAAAUGGUCUGGCUAGAAUUGGAUCAUUUAUGUCAGGAUACAUUAUUUGGUUGGUGAGUAUGAUUUUGACUGUUUCGUAGGGGAAUGUCCCUUUGUGGAUUUCUGGAGAGAGAAGUCUAGAACUGAUAGAAUUAUCCAGUAUAAAUCAAAUUAGUGCAGUCUUAGUUAUAUGUAAUCUAUUUCUCCUUUUAUCUCUUCUUUAUAGACUCGAAUUCAUCCGCUCAUUCCGUAUGCUAUCUUUGCGACCUUGGCGUUUUUGGCAAGUUGCGCAUGCUUGCUGCUCCCAGAAACCACUGGCCGGCCAACACAAGAAGUCAUAUCGGAGGCUCAAGCUCCCGUUCAACAACUUGAGCUAAGUGAUACUACCGACAAGUCCGUUGUUGUCAGAAACAAAAAUCUAGUUUAAAUGCAAUGUAGGCGAGCAAUUUUGUCCUUGUCAUUCAAGAUUUCCGUGACAUUUUUUGACAGGUUUUCCUGAAAGAGAACUUGCUCGUCUAUACGUCUGUUCUAAAUUUUAGUGCCAAAAUAUAUUCAUGAUCAUGAAAUAAUCUAAUUUUUACUAUACUGGGAAC
Paramuricea clavata is the source of this 1749-nucleotide messenger RNA. NCBI's taxonomy places the organism in Eukaryota, Metazoa, Cnidaria, Anthozoa, Malacalcyonacea, Plexauridae. The record is from the annotation of a GenBank genome assembly.